This is a messenger RNA of Pyrenophora tritici-repentis Pt-1C-BFP, 2238 nucleotides long. The record is from RefSeq and is a predicted model, not a curated record. Lineage: Eukaryota; Fungi; Ascomycota; Dothideomycetes; Pleosporales; Pleosporaceae.
AUGCCUACUUCUCUCCACUCAAUGUCUCAAUUCAAGGUCUUUGAGAACAGUCCCGCGCAAGAUUCCCACAUACAUUCCGACUUGGGAUCCAACACGUCACACUUCACUGCCAUUGCUAGAACCAUAGAGCGCGAAAAACUUAGAAAUGCAAACAACCUGGAAUUCGGGCGCGGCCAUGUUCUUGCCACAAAGUACCACGCUACGCGACGGCUGCAGUGCUGGUUGGAUCGAGCUAGCAAUACCCAUGGCCAGGAUCCAACUCUUCGGGCCCCCUUGUGGCGAGCAUACACUUUGGCAAAAGCAUUCGACCCUAAAUUGCUUUACAAUCUCCCGGACCGAGCUUGGGAUCUGCUAUGGGCUGCACAGUCUGUCGACUCGGCCAGUAACCUGAAACGUAAGGCAGAGUUGGGACAACUCUAUCGCGACAUGGCCAAGUCGGGCAAGACGACGACUGUCGGGCAAAGGGUCAAGUAUCUAGAAACCGUGUUUCUUUGUGGAAGGCAAGACCAGGCUCUUAGGGAAUGGCAAGAGGACUACAUGACACGACGGCCUAGUGGCCGGCAAGACUACAAACCGGAGCAUCUGGAGAUUGGAGCCAAGCUACAUGGGCUUGCUGGUAACGUUGAUCGUAGCCGCGAGAUCAUGGAAGAGUUAUACAAGUUAUAUCCUAGCUGGAAUGCAUCCGUGAUGAUGGUUGUUUUCCGCGCUCAUACAAGCUCUGAACUUCGGGAGCAUCACAAUAUCGCAAAAGACAUAUACGUCAAGAUGAAAGAGAAAAUGGGUGGGAUGCGCACCAUUAAGGACUACGACGCUUGGCUUGUGGGAUUCCUAGAAGCACGAAACAUAUCCUACGCAAAACAAGUUUUUCAAGACAUGGUAAAGGAUGGCUACCUUGCUACCACAGGUACCGCAGACGACGUCGAACAAGUUCUCAAGAGACUGCACAUGGUAUAUCGUCUGGGUACUGAUAUUGCCAAAGUGACUAGCAUCGCGCUUCACGCCAUCUCGGUCUUGCCACCUGCAUAUCAUGGCCAUUUGUUUGGGGACUGGAUGAAGUCGGCUGUCGUUCAAAAAGCCCCAGAGGCCGCUGCUCAGAUACUGGACAUGAUGUUCAAGCGCGGAUACCAGCCGGAGACGUUCCAUUUCAACAUGCUGCUCAAGGCGUUGAUACGCACAAAAGAGGUUCCCAAUAUCCUCAAAGCUGAAAACAUUGGCUGGCGGAUGAUUGAACAAGCUGGCAAAGUCGACCCGAGUAACAUCACACCCGAUACUAUCCCCAAGAUUAUCAAUAGAAAAUCCGACUACAUGGCCAGCACCGACACAGCUGCCGCUGGAAUCAUCCCCGCAGCCAACGUAACAACCUUUGCCAUGAUCAUGCACCACCACGCCACAAGUCUACAAUGGGAGCACGUCGACUACCUAACGCGCCAACUCUCGAAAACAGCCAUCGCCCCCAACGCCACCAUCAUGAACGUCCUCAUGGACAACAAAUGCCGCCAAGGCGCCUAUACCGACGCGUGGAUAAUCUACAAGACCCUCACCAACCCACAACCAGGUAAACCCGGCGUCUUCCCCGACGGCGCCACUUUCCGCUGUCUCUGGAAGACACUGCGCCUCGCCCUCAGCGACCCCAGCACCCGCGAUAACCCCGCCCUACCCACCCCCCGCGAACUCCUCAAGGAAAUGAUAGCGUGGUGGAGCCUCAGCCGCAGCCGCUACGACGCCGACCGUUUCCGCAUGGGCAUUGCAGGCGCGGAUAACGCCGCCAUCACGUCCCUCAUCAUGCAUUGUUUCAGCUAUACCCAAGAUCUUGCCGGCUCCCUUAUCGCCCUACACGUCCUGCGUCACCGCUUCGACAUCUUCCCCACAGACAAGGCGGCGCAGAUACUCCAGCGCCAAAUGGCCUGGGUGGAUACAACGCGCGAGUCGGAAGGAGAACAGAGUCUGUACUUCCACAGUCGCUCGGCGGAGGGCAGUUCGCACCAGAUGGCGCAGGUGUACAAUUUGUUACUGCAGCGGCGGCUGGAGAGGAUGGAUCUGAAAGACGGCGAGCAUGAGGGCUGGUCGGACGAGCAGAUUGGUGAUGUGGGGCUGGAUUUGUUGAGCGAGUUUGUGAGGGUGGUGCUGAAGAGGAGUUAUCCGCCCGAGGUUGUGGAGGCCAUGAUUGAUGCGGCGAGGUGUGCGGUUGGGGUUCCUGAGUUGCCGACGGGGGAUAUGGAUGCUUUUGAGGUGGCUUGA